Messenger RNA from Blastocystis hominis, 1407 nucleotides. RefSeq lists its product as hypothetical. The record is from RefSeq and is a predicted model, not a curated record. Gene Ontology annotation, molecular function: structural constituent of cytoskeleton; GTP binding; GTPase activity. Lineage: Eukaryota; Bigyra; Opalinata; Blastocystidae. Gene Ontology annotation, cellular component: cytoplasm; microtubule. Gene Ontology annotation, biological process: mitotic cell cycle; microtubule cytoskeleton organization. The transcript is spliced from 3 exons. The coding region runs from base 18 to 1382 and encodes 454 amino acids.
UUCAUUUCUGCUAACACAUGAGAGAAAUUAUCCAUCUGCAGGUCGGACAGUGUGGUAACCAGAUUGGUACCAAGUUCUGGGAGGUUAUCAACAAGGAACAUCAUAUCGACAGCAUGGGUCAGACCCAGGUCGAGCCAAACGAAGACUUGAACGUGUUUUACAGCCAAGCUUUGAAUGGUCGCUUUGUUCCUCGUGCUCUGCUUAUCGAUUUGGAACCCGGAACGAUGGAUGCUAUUCGCUCCACUGAAGUGGGUCAGCUGUUCAAGCCGGAUAACUUCGUAUUCGGCCAGAACGGCGCUGGCAACAACUGGGCGAAGGGUCACUACACGGAAGGAGCCGAGCUGGUGGACCAAGCGAUGGAUGUUCUCCGUCGCGAAGCGGAGGCGUGCGAAUGCCUGCAGGGCUUCCAGCUGACGCACUCUCUUGGAGGAGGCACGGGUUCGGGUAUGGGCACGCUGCUGCUGUCGAAGAUCAAGGAAGAGUUCCCUGACCGCAUGGUGAUGUCGUACUCGGUGUUCCCGUCUGCGAACGUGUCGGACACGGUGACGGAGCCGUACAACACGACGCUGUCUGUGAACCAGCUGCUGGAGAACGUGGACGAGGUGGUGGUUCUGGACAACGAGGCGCUGUACCAGAUCUGCUCGCAGUCGCUGAACAUCAAGAUGCCGUCGUUCGCGGACAUGAACGAGCUGGUCUCGCGCGCGAUGUCGGGGAUCACGGCGUGUCUGCGGUACCCCGGUCAGCUGAACAGCGAUCUGCGGAAGCUGGCGGUGAACCUGAUUCCGUUCCCGCGUCUGCACUUCUUCCUGACGGGCUACGCGCCGCUGACGAACAGCGCGAACAGCGCGUUCCGGCAGUACACGGUGGCGGAGCUGACCUCGCAGCAGUUCGACUCGAAGAACAUGAUGUGCGCCUGCGACCCGCGCCGCGGCCGCUAUCUGACCGCGGCGGCGAUCUUCCGCGGCAAGGUGGCGACGCGCGACGUGGACGAGUGCAUGCGCGAGAUCCACCAGCGCUACGCGCCGUACUUCGUGGAGUGGAUCCCGAACAACAUCACGACGAGCGUGAGCAGCGUGGCCCCCGCGGGGUCGCCGAUGGCGACGACGUUCCUGGGCAACAACACGGCCAUCCAGGAAGUGUUCGCGCGCGUCUCCGAGCAGUUCGAGACCAUGUUCCGACGACGCGCCUAUCUGCACUGGUUCACCAGCGAGGGAAUGGACGAGAUGGAGUUCACCGAGGCUUCCAGCAACCUCGCGGACCUCAUCACCGAGUAUCAGCAGUACCAGGAGGCGUCGGUCGAGGACGAAGUGGCCUAUGGCGACGAGGAAGUCCCCCAGGAGAUGGAGAUGGAGCACGGACAGGAGCUCGGGGAGAACGCUUAAUAAGUAGUAGGUGUGGUCUAUGUAU